Pongo pygmaeus (Bornean orangutan) is the source of this 1434-nucleotide messenger RNA. It is a transcript of the gene NTAQ1, whose product is annotated as N-terminal glutamine amidase 1. Bases 217 to 834 code for a protein of 205 amino acids. The record is from RefSeq and is a predicted model, not a curated record. Gene Ontology annotation, molecular function: protein-N-terminal glutamine amidohydrolase activity; protein-N-terminal asparagine amidohydrolase activity. Gene Ontology annotation, cellular component: nucleus; cytosol. NCBI's taxonomy places the organism in Eukaryota, Metazoa, Chordata, Mammalia, Primates, Hominidae. The transcript is spliced from 6 exons.
GUCCCGGGCUUCCCGCGCCGGGAACUCAUGCUGCUAGCCCCGCCCUGGCCCCGCCCUCCGCGCUACUGUCACCACCACCCGGAAACUGCCCCGGCCGCCCCGGGCUCCGCCCACCCCGAGGCGGGAACCCACGCGGGCCACUUACAAGCCCGCCCUUUCCUACGUCUGGUCCAGUCGGUCUUCCUCCGGCCCGGGCCCUGGCCUAGCUAGCCAGCCAUGGAGGGUAAUGGCCCCGCUGCUGUCCACUACCAGCCGGCCAGCCCCCCGCGGGACGCCUGCGUCUACAGCAGCUGCUACUGUGAAGAAAAUAUUUGGAAGCUCUGUGAAUACAUCAAAAACCAUGACCAGUAUCCUUUAGAAGAAUGUUAUGCUGUCUUCAUAUCUAAUGAGAGGAAGAUGAUACCUAUCUGGAAACAACAGGCGAGACCUGGAGAUGGACCUGUGAUCUGGGAUUACCAUGUUGUUUUGCUUCAUGUUUCAAGUGGAGGACAGAGCUUCAUUUAUGAUCUCGAUACUGUCUUGCCAUUUCCCUGCCUCUUUGACACUUAUGUAGAAGAUGCCUUUAAGUCUGAUGAUGACAUUCACCCACAGUUUAGGAGGAAAUUUAGAGUGAUCCGUGCAGAUUCAUAUUUGAAGAACUUUGCUUCUGACCGAUCUCACAUGAAAGACUCCAGUGGGAAUUGGAGAGAGCCUCCGCCGCCGUAUCCCUGCAUUGAGACUGGAGAUUCCAAAAUGAACCUGAACGAUUUCAUCAGUAUGGAUCCCAAGGUAGGAUGGGGUGCUGUCUACACACUAUCCGAAUUUACACAUCGGUUUGGCAGUAAAAACUGCUGAACUUGGCCUCAGGAUGUGGAACUGUGGAGAAAUUCUAGGACAUGAACAAGCUAUCCUUUCAUCGAGGACAGCAAACAUUAUGGUACAGUUGGCUUGGAAUUAUGUCUUUCUCUUUUAAUUUGAUUGAGUGGAAAUCUGAGUGAAUACAAAUAUAAAUGAACAACAUAAAAACUUUUGACAUGUCAAAUUGAAACUUGAUAAAGUGCGUACUUGCUAAGAUAUUCCUGUGGCUCAUGUGUUAAAACAUGAGGACUUAAGCCAGUAAUCGUUUUUGUUCAGAUAGAGGUGUGGAGGUAGAGCCAGCCCCUCAUGUCUGUUCUGGAUAUUUUGUGUCUCUCCAGCUACAUUGUAAGCUCCUUGAGGGCAGGGCCAUGGCCCAUUGCUCUGUGAAUCUCAAAUGCCCAUAAAAGGUGCCCAUAAAAUGUUUUCUUGAAUAUUUGAAUGUGCUGUUGUCUGGAAAGGGGUAAUAUUGUGAGCUGAAUCAGCAAUAAGUAUUAGUCUUUUUGGACUAUGGUAUUGUUAAAAAGAUUGCAGCCCUCUCAGACUUGAGUGUUAAUUGGCUUAUUUAUUUAUGGCUUUAAAUAAAAUUGAUUUAACAUU